AUGUACUCUUAUAGAUUUUCAUAAGAGGGUUACGAUCUUUGGUUCUUUGAAGCCUUCCCAUAGAUAAACAUCCAGGAUGCUUUUGAAUCAAAACUUCUCAAUUAAGAUUAAUUUGUUCUAAAUCAAGUGAUGACUCUAGUACUUUCAAUAAAAUAUAUUCAUAGCAUAAACCUAGAAUUAGCAGAUAAAACUGCUUAUUUUCAGUUAGAUAAUGUAUCCUUUUGCCCAAGCCAGAAUAUCUUCAAAAUUAACACCCCUCUAGUCCUUAAGAGUUUAAAGCUAAAAGUUAUUGAAGAGAGUAAUAGUGAUUCAGAGGAAAAAGAAGAAUCAGAAUUAGUUAACACUGAAGUAGAUGUUUCUUGGGUUAUUUUGAAAUCUAAAGAAAUAAUUCAGAACUUUAUCACUGCAAGAGAUGAUUAUGUUUAAAAGCUAAUUUAAGCAGAGGUUAAUGAUAUGGAUGAGCUUUUGCAGCAUAUUUAGCGAUUAUCUUAAAAACUCUUCAAAAGCUAUUCAAAUGAAAGAGAGGAAUAAGAAAAUUAGGACAGCAUAGAAUCUUCUUCAGUAACAUAAAUGUUUGGAGCUAUAGACUUCAAUGGGUUCGAUGGAAAACUAAUUCUCACUCAUUAAGACAAUAUGAUUGAACAGCUUUAAAUCCAUAAAUACUAAUUAUCUAAACUUGACAUUAAAAGUGAUGACUUCGAAGAUUUAAAAACUGAAAAACUAAUUUUAAUUGGGAAAAUUGUGAGAAUUACCAUACUAAGAUGCUCAUUAGAUCUCAGCGAUAACUUAUUUAGAUCAAGAGAAAAGCUUUUAUUGGAGAAUGAUUAUGAAAAGUAUAUAGAGUAGGUUAAAUAGUACCUAGAAACCUAAAAAUGGAUAGUUUAGGAACUUCAAUAGAAAGCUAUUGAUAUGCUAGAUCUAAAUAAAUACUUCAAUAGUAAUGAAUACGAUUCUAUAUUAUCCAUAAAAUGUCUUGAAUAGGCAACUAACUUUCUAACUUUAAACGAUAGUUAGUUAUUAGAAGUUUUCAAAUCAGAUUCAGAAAAUCUGAUGCAAAAUACUACUUUACCUAAAAAUCUGAAUAAGAGUGUAUUACUUCAGAUUGCUAAAUACUUCAAGCUUUCAGUGAUAAAGAUACUCGAUUAAGCUUCAAGAUUAGACAAAAACAUUGAAGAUAACAUGUUUGAGGAGGCUAUAAAAAUAGAAGACGAGUUACUUUAUAUCUUCAAAAUCUAAAGAAGAGAGCUGAUAAAAGCAAUAAUUGAUUUUCACGUUGAGGAAGAAUUCUAAAUGUGA
Molecule: messenger RNA, 1296 nt
Organism: Stylonychia lemnae
Lineage: Eukaryota; Ciliophora; Spirotrichea; Sporadotrichida; Oxytrichidae
Source: the annotation of a GenBank genome assembly